GUGAAGAAAGGAGCUGCUCGGACUCGACUCGCCAGUGCCGCUGGAGACGCUCUCGCGACGACCGCAGUAGCGAAGCUCCGGCGAAAGAGGACAUAAGACGUGUAUUUUUUUGUUUUGUUGUUAUUUUUAUAUGUAUACCUAGGUUGAUAGUCUUUUUUUAAUUCACCAUAUUUAUUGUGCCCCGGAGGAGUGAUAUGAACACCUAACGCGCGGCGGUGGCGGACGAUGGUGAAAGAAGAACCGGGAUCCGAGCCUGAGCAGCCGAACGGAACUUAUUGUUAUGUUGCGAUUGUUUGGGCUAUGGUACUCCCGAGUGAGCUCGGCUUCGGUCCUUCGUCGGCCCUCCAACGGGAAUAUUUUACCGGUUUUUAACCAACUUUGAAGGAUAAACGCCGAGCGAAAGAAGGUUUUUUUAAAAGGAUUUUUUUCUCUCUCUCCUCUUCGGGGAUUUAAAUUCGUUGGUGCUCCUCGGGGGGGGUGAGGGGAGAUUCAUGUGGCCACUCUCUCGUUUCUAGUUUUCCCUCUUUGGGGGUGGGGGGACAGAGUGCAUAAUGAGCAAAGAAAGACCCAAAAGGAAUAUUAUUCAGAAGAAAUACGACGACAGCGAUGGGAUCCCGUGGUCGGAGGAGCGGCUGAUGCGAAAGGUGCUGUACCUGUCUCUCAAGGAGUUUCGCAGUGCGCAGAAACGCCAACUGGACGGCCAUGCCAGCGGCAACCAAAACGGCUCCUUAGCCAACGGGCAGCUCAAUGGCUCCGGCUCAAUGGGCGGCCAGAAAGAUGGCGGCUCGCUGCACGCGGCGCGCCUGGACAAGGGCGGCGACUUCUGCGAGGACGGCCCGGCUAAGAAGAGGCCUCGGCUGCAGGCGCAGAGGAAGUUUGCGCAGUCACAGCCCAACUCGCCCAGCACCACGCCCAUCAAGGUGUCUGAGCCCACCGGCCUCAACGUGGGCCAGGCCACCCCGGCGCCUGCCGCCACCACCGCCGCCGCCAACGCUGCCGCCGCCUCUUCCUCGUCGCUGUCACCGUCGCUUGCCGCCUCGUCCCUGUCGUCAUCAAUCCAGGACCUGUCCCGACGAAAACCCAAAACGGAGGACUUCCUCACCUUCCUCUGCCUCAGAGGUUCGCCGGCAUUGCCCAACCACAUGGCUUACUUCGGUAGCUCUCAGGAGGAGGAGGACCUCGGGGAGGUGGAGGACGACGACAACGACGAGGAGCUGAGGAGCAGCGGCGGCUGCGGGCAUUUGCACAGUGUGCCGAGCGGCGGCGGCCACGCCUCCUCCUCCUUCUCCUCCUGCUCCUCUUCUUCAUCAUCCUCCUCCUCUUGCCAUUCCACACCACGCAAGGGCAAGCCCCUCGCACGCCAACCCCUCAACGGCCACGGGCUGACCAACCACAGCAAAGCGGGCAUGCGGGAGAGCCCUCGGCCCAAGGCGGCGCCUCAUCCCCCUCCUCUUCCGCCCCCGCCCCCGCCGCUCCUGAGGGAACGCAGCGAGCGGGCCGAGGCGCGCGAACACGUCAGGAUGUUGCAGGCCAUGGCCGGCGCUAACGCUAGCACCGGCGCCAAAGGCCUGUCCAUCAGGAGGGCCGCCGAGGAGCUUCGCAAGCAGGUCUCCAGAGUGAACGGGCUGACGCGUCUGAGCGCCCUGCAGGCGGCCGCCAAGAGGAGCCGCGACUUCCGUCUGCCGUCCAAAACUGUGAAGAAGUACACGGCCACCGUGUCCAAGGGCCACGUCACCUACACCAAAGCCAAACAGAGGGAACUGGACAAGAAAACCAAACUCAGCAGCAGCAGCAGCAACAUGGCGAACAAUCAUAAUCAGCACAGCCAGCCAGCAGCCAGCAACAGGCUGACCUACUCAGGAAAAGCAGCAGCAGCAGCGGCGUCGGCGGCGGCCUAUCACAGCAAUGCAAAAACCCGCAAACAGGUGCUAUUAGCCAAGGGGCUGCACGGGGGCGACCCCGCUGCCGCCUCCCGCCUCAAUGGGAGGCUGAACGGGCAGCAGCACAACAACAGGGAGGACGGCCAGGGACACGAGGGCGAGACCCCCGGGCGAGAAGGUCUGCGCAACUCGAAACGGCGCCUGGAGGUGGUGCUGCACUCGGUGGAGGCCGGCGUGCUCAAGGGCGGCCAGGAGCCCAAGAAGGCCAAGCUCCGGCCUCCUUCGCCGCCGCCGCCGGAAACGCGCAGCGGCAAGAAGACGGGCCACAUGCGGUCGGCCACCCCCACCACCCCGCUUUCAAACGGACGCCUUUCCGAGCCGCCGCCGCCCCCCGAUACGGAGCCGCCCGCCCUUCCGUCAUCCACGCCCCUCGCGCAACAAUCCUCUUCCACACCAGCAGAGUCGGUGAACCAGCGGCCUAAGCGGGCGUCGGCCGGCAAGCUGAUGUUGAUCCGACAAGCACAGCAGCAACUGAGCAGGUCUCACGGCCGCGCCGCCGCAGCCGCUUCCUCCCCCUCGUCCGGCCACAAUCACUCCCGCGCUCCCGGGCACGGCACUACCUCAGACCCCCGACAGGCCGCCGGCGCAGCCUCCCCGCUCGCUAACCGGUCGGGACCGCUCAGGCCUCCGCCGACGGGGCGGCUGGUCGACCGCGACAAGGAGUGGGAGCGCGAGAAGGAGCUGGCGCGGCAGAAGGAGCGCGAGCAAGAGAGGGAGUGGGGUUCUCGGCGGAGCCGUCCCGAAGGGUGGGCGGCGCUGGGCGAGGUGCCCGUCUUCCUGCCGGACUCGCGCGAGUUCCAGGACCCCAUGGCCUACCUGGAUGGCGUGCGGCUCCAGGCGGAGGCGGCCGGCGUGUGCCGCGUGGUGCCGCCGCCCGACUGGAGGCCCGAGUGCAAGCUCAGCGAGGAGAUGCGUUUCGUCACCACCGUGCAGAGGGUCCACAUGCUGGGGCGGCGCUGGGGCCCCAACGUGCAGCGGCUGGCCUGCAUCCGAAAACACCUCAAAUCUCAGGGCAUUACCAUGGACGAGCCACCCGUCAUCGGUGGCUGCGAAGUGGACCUGGCGCGCUUCUUCCAGGUGCUGAACGACAUGGGCGGCAUGCAGCAGGUGAUGGACCUGAAGAAGUGGAGCAAGCUGGCAGACCUGCUGCGCAUCCCCAAGUCGGCACAGGACCGGCUGGCCAAGCUGCAGGAAGCUUACCUGCAGUACUUGUUGGCCUACGACUCGCUGGGCGCAGACGAGCGCCUCCGGCUACACGACGAGGUACUGCAGGAGAAGCGUCGACUGGAGGCGCGGCGCGGGCCCCUCGAGGGUCUGGCGGACUCGGCCGCGCCGACGCUACCCCGCUACGAGCCCAAGAACGGGCUGGCCGGUGGCCUGGUGGGCAGCAGCGGCACCGGCGCCAACGGCAACGGCAUGUACCAGCAUCUGAAGGAUCUGGAGGCUCAGGUCAAAGCGGGCCGGCGCCGCCUCUUCGCUCAGGAAAAACACAGCGGACGAGAGGAUGGGCGGCGUGUCGCCGAGCACCACGAUGACAGCAUCCUUGGCGAGCAGCACAAAUGUAUUUGCAAGGGGAAGUCGGUGUCGCUGACCAACUUCUUCCGGAUAGCUCGUAACACCAUGACCAUGUGCUUCAACAAGGAGCCCGCUGCCAGCGAGGUCGAGCAAGAGUACUGGCGUAUCGUGGAGCAACGCGACGGCCACGUGGCCGUGCACUGUGGCAAGGUGGACACCAGCACGCACGGCAGUGGCUUCCCCACCGGCAAGUCGGAGCCCUUUGCCAAACACGGAUGGAACUUGACGGUCCUCCCCAAUAAUUCGGGCUCCAUUCUGAGGCAUCUGGGUGCCGUGCCCGGGGUCACCAUUCCUUGGCUGAACAUCGGCAUGGUCUUUUCUACCUCAUGCUGGUCUCGAGACCAAAAUCGCCUUCCAUACAUCGAUUACCUUCACACUGGUGCUGAUUGCAUUUGGUAUUGUGUCCCUGCUGAGGAGAAGUCCAAGCUGGACAAGGUGGUCCACACACUGCUGCAGGCCAACGGGACGCCCGGACUGGAAAUGCUCGAGAAGAAUGUCAUGAUCUCUCCGGAGGUGCUCUGCCGGGAGGGCAUCCGCGUGCACCGCACGGUGCAGCGCAGCGGCCAGUUUGUGGUCUGUUUCCCGGGCACCUUUGUGUCUAAAGUGUGCUGCGGCUACAGCGUGUCCGAGACGGUGCACUUCGCCACCCUGCACUGGAUCAAGCUGGGCUACCAGGCCGCCAAGGACCUCAAGUGCCGGCGCAUCGCCAAGCCCUUCUCCAUGGAGAAGCUGCUCUACCAGAUUGCCACGGCCGAGUCCAAGCGGGACAACGGGCUUCUGCUCACCACCAUCGCUGCCCUCCUCAAAGACCUCAGGAACUUGGAGAUGCGCCAACGCGAGGAGCUGUUCACGGCCGGCCUGCACUCAGCGGCCCGCUACGGCGCUCACGACGAGAGCCGCAAGAAGCCACGCGGCAAGUGGACGGCGCUCGAGUCCUCCGAGAGACGCUGCCAGACCUGCCACCACCUCUGCUACCUCUCCAUGGUGGUACAGGAGACGGACAACGUGGUGUUCUGCCUUGAGUGCGCGCUGCGCUACGUGGAGAAGCACAAAUCGUGCCGAGGCCUCAAAAUGAUGUACAGAUACGACGAGGAGCAAAUCAACAACCUGGUCAACCAGGUGUGCGGGCGUGCCAUGUUGAAGAGCAGCGGAGGCGCGGUGGUGGCGGCGGCGGGCGGGGCCGAGGCCUGCCGCCGCCCUGUCAGCCCCGCUCAAUCCUCGCCGGCUAAGCGCAGCGGCGGCGGAGCCCCCCGCAAGCGGCGCGCCAUGGAGGUGUCGCUGGGCCGCCUGCCGUCCGGCCUCCUGGCCAAGGCGGCCGCCGUGUCCUGAGAGCUUUUGCACUUGCCACCCGGAACGCCGUUGGGCCAUUUUGCUUUUCUUCCGCCCCGCCAAAUCUCCCCCCAGUAGAAACCCAAAGUUAUUCCCUCCAAUUCCUGACGCAGCUCCUGCAGUAUCACUUUGAAAAUCCAGGGGGGGCGGGGGGGGGGCGCUCUAGUAGCGAAAACUUGAAAGACAAUACUGUUGCUGUUUUUUUUUGGGGGGGGGGUCACGUAUCCUUUGUUUUUCUCUCUUUCACCUCCUGCGUCUUUUUUGUGGGGUUUGAGUGCAAAAAAAAAAGUGUGCCUCAGAGCGAGGAAAUCCGCCUUAUUUUUUUGGGGUGCUGUUGCUUUCCAACUUAUUGUCUGAUCAUGAGGAGAAAAACAAAAGUGUGACGUUUGCCACAAUCCAGCACUAACGCGGCGGAAAAGCUUCUUUUUUUUUCCUCCUUCCCCUCGCUUGGUUGGAGAUGUGCAAUCAUGUUAACAUUCCAUUUUUCUUCCAGUCCUUCAUCUGACUUUUACAUCAUUUUUUAUUUCUGUCUUUUUUCUUUUUUUUUUUUACAUGUUAUCAAGUAGAGCCACUAGUGUCAAAUGUGAAAUGUUUUUUUAAUUUAUUUUAUUUUUUAAUUAAAUUGAGUGAUUUCCUCCCCCAACCCACCUCGAGAUUUUUUUUGUGUACAUAAUCCUGUAAAUGUCUUUUACAUACUUGAGCCCAGUGGGGAAGGAUGCCAGGAAAAGGGUGGUGGUGGUGAUGCUGAUGAUGGUGAUGAAGAAAAAGCCUUACAAUUCCCUUUCUUCAUCGACGUGCGCUGACGACAGGGUUGCUCCCAUAUGUAAAGAAAAGAAAAAAGAGAAACAAAAAAAAUCGUUUAAGUGCUGCUUAUAUCGCUAAACAUAAGAUGACUCCCCGUGCCCAUUCCCAAGACCCCUCAGCCUAGUUUUCUUCCUUUAGCUUUACUUUUUUUAAGAAAAGGGAAAAAACGGCAGGUGAGAUUUUUUUUUCCCAUGUGUGAAAAUGUCACACCCAGAAAGGUUGUAGCUCUCCACUUGUUGCACUGAAAAAGAAAACUGCUUUUACAUCAUGGAUCUUUUUUUUUUUUUUUUUUGCUCUUGUUAGUCGUCAUCCCGCCCGCGCAGAAGACUGAAAAAUUAUUAUAGGACUAUUUAAGGCAUAAUACCGACGUGAGCAUUUCCAGUGUCGAAAUAAAAAUGACAUUGGGGUGUCAAGGUUUAUGGCCUUAACUAGGUUUGUUUUUUGAUACACAAGUCCGGAAGUGCUCACUGACAAAAAGCGAGGCUCUUAAUUUAUUGGUCCAGACUCACGUGUUGGUGACUAUUUUUUUUUUUUUUUACUUUUUGCAGUUUGUUUGUACUUGAGGUUCAAUAAAAACUUGUCGACAAUUCACUGUCAA
Molecule: messenger RNA, 6246 nt
Organism: Hippocampus zosterae (dwarf seahorse)
Lineage: Eukaryota; Metazoa; Chordata; Actinopteri; Syngnathiformes; Syngnathidae
Gene: jarid2b
Product: jumonji, AT rich interactive domain 2b
Exons: 19
Coding region: 552-4844 (1430 amino acids)
Biological process (GO): chromatin remodeling
Cellular component (GO): nucleus
Molecular function (GO): histone demethylase activity; DNA binding
Source: RefSeq, a predicted model, not a curated record